Physcomitrium patens is the source of this 480-nucleotide messenger RNA. NCBI's taxonomy places the organism in Eukaryota, Viridiplantae, Streptophyta, Bryopsida, Funariales, Funariaceae. The record is from RefSeq and is a predicted model, not a curated record.
GCGAGCAAUGUCUCACAGCGGAUGGGUUCGAAGUGAAACCUCUACAAGUCGAAACAAAGGCGUAUUGUCAGGAUGAUGGACGAUGCUGUAGGUCACGCCAAUUCCUCUGUUCGUUUUCGACGCUACACAGGAUCUCGCAAAGCACCAAGCCACCGAAGACUAUCUCUCCCUCGAUGCAAGCUCCAAGUUACUCCACUACAACCCUCGCGAUCUCGUCCUCCUCGCUCAGGAAGUGCGACAAUGAGGAAAUCGAUGAGAAGCGGACGCCGAAGGGACAACAACAACAAAACAAUGGGUCAGAAUCGUGCAACAGAGGGAUUGUUGGGAUUUCGCGGGCGGACGGGCGGGUGUGUUCUGGGAAAGGGCAACCCGGUCCCUUCGGCCGCCCGUCCGCGGCUGCCCGUGCCGACCGCAGGGUCGCGCAGUAGCAGCCGUCGAUCGAACGGCGAUGAGGACGGAUAGGAGCGAAAAAAAAACGGG